GUUUGAGUCAGUUCGAGUUUUUCAUCGGUCGUCGUCGUCGCGAGUUGGCGAGUUUCUGCGGAUUUCCACGGGAAAAUAGGCCUCCAGCAAUCCUGGAAAAUCGGUUCUGCGGUCCUCCGGAAGUGUGCGCGUGAUUCGUCGGUCCGGAAAAUGUCUCACAGUUGACUAGCCGUCUAGAAAGGAAAAUUUCGAAUUAAAAGUAAAGUGGUACCCCGUGCGUGUGAUUGAGAGGAAAAGAUCGAGCGUCGAAGGUUUUUUCUUUCGUUUUUGGUUUUUUUCGCUGGUGGAAAGUGGAAUUUUCAUUGAGUUGUGAAGAAUUAAUCGUAAAGAUAUAUCGAAUAGCGCAUGAUGUCGAAUCCAUCACAAUAUUAUGGAAUGGCGAACGGAUACCCUCCGGUAGCGAACGGUCCAGCAAUGCACCAGCCACAACAAUAUCCGCCCCCACAGCAGCAGCAGCAGCAACAGCAACAGCAACAAUAUCCAGUGAAGACCGCCCUAAUGAAUGGACCAUCGUCACAGCAGCAAUACGGUGCACCGCCAGUGGCCACCGUUGCUCCCCUCCAGAACGGACCACCACCGCAGAUGUUGAUGGGUCAGAAGGUGCCACCUCCGUUCAACAAUACUCAGCAGCAAAACAACCGAGUGGCGAAUCUGGUUUCGAAUGGUAACAGUGCCACCUCGUCGAGGACAUCGUCCCCAGCGCUAGUUAACAAUAACAUCCCGGCGUCGCAGUUGCCACCGCGCUCCGUUCCCCCGGGUGUUACGUAUCAACCGCCUUCUAGUCAAAGUCAGACGACACCCGUUGUUAGCAGUAAUUACCAGCUGAGCCCAAACAACAACUGGGCGAGUGGGAUCAACACGAGUAACCAGGUCAACACACCGCCCCGAACCGCGUCCGGCCUCUCGACUCCACUGAAUGCGUCCACGCCAACGGUGAAUGGACCGAGCGCCGUCAACAACCUCACGGCCAGCAUGCAAAAUCUGGCCGUGAAUCGACCCCACUCGGCGCAGCAGGUUAAUCAUCUCAACGGUUCCGGAACUCCACAACCUCCGCCGACGGUGCCCACCAGCAGUUACCAGAACCAACUGCCGCCGUCACAGCCGACGUCCAUGAAGCCAAAUGUCCAGCAAGUUCCCCAAAUGCCACCCACGACUUACGGCCAGCCGCAGCCUCAACUAAACCAACAGGGACGACCCAUCAACGGCAACUAUGCGCAACCAUCGCAACAACCUCCCGCAGGCCAACACUACCAGCCGGGAAUGCCUCCAGUUUCUUCCGCUGCCCAAACUUCAACUCCACUCAACAAAAGGCCGCUCUAUCCAUCGCAACCAAUGGCACCUACUCAGCAGCAGCAGCAGCAGACCAACAACUACUACCCGCAACAGCAGCAGCAGCAGCAGCAGCCGAUGCCCAACAACAACAACAACCUAGCCCAGCAACAGCAUCAGCAGCAACAACUUCAUCAACACCAGCACCACCAGCAGCAUCAGCAGCAGCAGCAGCAACAGUACCAGCAGCAAGACCCGCAGUACAACGUGGUCAAGAGUGGGUUCAACCGGCUCUGGGGCAACAAUACGAUGGAUCUGCUCCAGAACCGGCACGUUCUGCCGCCGGGUAAGGUGCGGCCACCCGUCAUCCACCUGAACCAUCCGUUCCAGGAGGCGGUCAACUGCAAUCCGGACAUUUUCCGGUGCACGCUGACCAAGAUUCCGGAAACGAAUCAGCUGCUGCAAAAGUCGCGACUUCCGCUGGGCGUGCUGAUACAUCCGUUCCGGGAUUUGAACAACCUGCCGGUGAUCUCCUGCAACACGAUCGUGCGCUGCCGGACCUGCCGGACGUACAUCAACCCGUUCGUGUUCUUCGUGGACAGCAAAAAGUGGAAGUGCAAUCUGUGCUACAGGGUUAACGAACUGCCGGAAGAGUUCCAGUACGAUCCGGUGACGAAAACGUACGGUGACCCAACGAGGCGACCCGAGGUCAAAUCCAGCACGAUCGAGUUCAUCGCUCCGUCGGAGUACAUGCUACGACCACCACAGCCAGCGAUCUACCUGUUCCUGCUGGACGUUUCCUCGCUGGCCCAGCAGACCGGCUAUCUGCACACGGUGUGCCGGACGCUGAUCGAGCACCUGGACAGUCUGCCGGGCGAUGCGCGCACCCAGGUGGGCUUCAUCGCGUACAACAGUGCGAUCCACUUUUACAACAUCGCCGAGGGGUACAACCAGCCGCACGAGGUCACGGUGCUGGACGUCGACGACGUCUUUCUUCCCUACCCGGACAAUCUGCUGAUCAAUCUGAAGGAGUGCAAGGAGCUGGUUAAGGAUCUGCUGACGCAGCUGCCGAAGCGGUUCGAGCACGCCCACGAUACGCACAGUGCGCUCGGGGCGGCACUGCAGGUGGCCUACAAGAUGAUGUGUCACACCGGAGGACGCGUUACGGUGUUCCAGACUUGUUUACCAAACCACGGACCAGGUGCUUUGCUAUCAAGGGAGGACCCAAACAACCGCUCCUCGAAGGACGUGGCCCACCUCGGUCCGGCGACAGAUUUCUACAAGCGCCUUGCGCUCGACUGUUCUGCCCAGCAGAUUGCGGUCGAUUUGUUCUUGUUAAAUAGUCAGUACUGUGAUCUAUCCACUAUGUCUGGAAUCAGCAAGUUCAGCGGCGGCUGCAUGCACCACAUCCCGCUGUACUGCGAGUCCAAGCCGCAGCUGGUCAAGACGCUGCAAAAGUGCUUCGAGCGGUACCUCACGCGCAAGGUGGGCUUCGAGGCGGUCAUGCGGGUUCGGUGCACGCGCGGACUCGCGAUCCACACAUUCCACGGCAACUUUUUCGUCCGGUCGACCGAUCUGCUGUCGCUGCCCAACGUUAACCCGGACGCGGGCUUCGGAAUGCAGAUCACGUACGAGGAAAGUUUAGCCGAGUGCAAAACGGUGUGCUUCCAGGCGGCCCUACUCUACACGAGCAGCAAAGCCGAGCGGCGGAUCCGCGUACACACGCUGUGCAUCCCCGUUACGGCCAGCCUGUCCGAGGUGAUGUACUCCGCGGACUCGCAGUGCAUCGUCGGGCUGCUCUCCAAAAUGGCCGUCGAUCGCUCGCUCACGUCCAGUCUGUCCGAUGCCAGAGAUGCCUUUAUCAACGCGACCGUCGACAUCUUCAGCGCGUUCAAGAUCGCGCAGAACCUGCCCCAGAAUUCCGGCUCGAUCGUGGCCCCGGAGAAUCUCUCGCUGCUGCCGCUGUACAUACUGGCGCUGCUGAAGCACACCGCCUUCCGGGUGGGAACGAGCACCCGGCUCGACGAUCGCGUCUUUGCGAUGAGCGAGAUGAAGACGAUGCCGCUGGACCAGCUCAUCCGGUACAUCUAUCCGGACUUUUACGUGCUCGACAGUCUGUUCCACUCUGCGACGCAGGAGCACAGCGGCAACGGGGAGGCGCACCUGGUGGAACCGCCCCGGUUGCAGCUGUCGGCGGAAAAGUUCGACUCACGCUCCAUGUUUCUGCUGGACUGCGGUCCCACAAUGUACAUCUACGUUGGAUCGAAUGUGGCGCCCGAUAUUUUAAACCAGGUCUUAGGAGUUAACACCACGGCGGAGAUUCCGGACUUUUGCAUCGAGCUGCCGUCGCGGGAAACGCCGGCGAGCGAGGCGCUAUUUGCAUUUAUCGACACCCUCAACGAGGACAAACCGUACCCGGCGUACAUACAGGUCAUUAGAGACACAAGCCAAUUCCGGUCGCUGUUUGUGGAAAAGUUCGUCGACGAUCGGAACCAGAGUUCACUGUCCUACUACGAGUUCCUGCAACAUCUGAGGACGCAGGUGAAGUAAAUGCUGCGCGCACGAUGCGUUUAGCAGAGGUAUAAAGUAACAACGUGAAGGGAACGCAAUUGGGGGGACGCAAAGUUUAUGGGUAAACAACAAUUUAUACAGUAGAGAUGCAUUAUCAAUGGGUCGAGAAGCGAGGGGGCGCCAGUUUUUAUCCACAUCUGCGGAAACAGGACAUAACGCUGUAGUUAAUUGUGUAUAUUUAAUAAAGCGAGAGUAAAUAUAAUCUAGCUAAUCAACGGUUGAAAGUGUAAAGAGAAACAACAAAGAUAUAUAUUAAAGAUAAUAAAAGAAACUGAAACUGUCGUAGAUAAAUGCAAAAAGGCUAACACAACACAACACACACACACACUCAUUCAUUUCUUUGACGACGACUGCGAACAUUUUCUUUCUAUCGACAAAUAAAAUAAUGCAAAUAAUGUUUGGAAAAAAUAAAUAGGGAAACAGAUCCUAAGCCACGGGAUGGUGGGCGAAAGAAAAUGUAAUCAAUUAUAAAAUUGUAAGAUUAACCCUUUAUACCCCAUGAAAGAAAGCAUAGAUUUAGAGUAGCAAUUAUCCCAAUUAUUUAAUCUUACUACGAUGUUGAGCGAGCGAGCGAGAGAGAGAAUGAGAGAGUUGUGUUUUUCAAACCAAACCGUUGCGAUCGAUUUUUUAAAUUAUACGAUAUUCCUGAUCAAGUUCCAAAAAUUCUACAAGCAGCAAAGCUUAAACUCUAAAGUUGUCCUUAGAAGUUUAAUAACAUUGCAUCUAAAUUAUUUAAUUCUAUCGCUUAAAAGCGAUUCCAAAAGCAUCCUAAAGGCAGACCAUUUUGGGCAGAAGGAAGGGUUUGGUGGAGAGUGAUUGGUAUUAGUGUAUGUUUUUUUUUGUUUUACGUAAGUUUUGUAUAGUUACAUGUUACACAGCUCAUUUACAGUUCUUGGAACCGUGGUCGUAACUAGCUAAGAAAAUGCUAUUGUUUCCUUUUUUGUGCGUUGGUUUAGUCUAAGCCGGUAUGUUUCACAUAGCAAACAACAAAUUUAUAGAUUGCAGGUUAGAUAAGGGAAGAAGAGGAAGAAUAUGGAUAAGUAGGAAGGAAAACCAGCAGUCAAAGAGUGGGAAGGUGUGAAAACGUGAAGUAUUUGGUGUAUGCAUGAUGUUAAUUAUAAUCAAAUCUUAUGAAGAUAUAAGUUAUCGAAAGUAAUAAAUGAAUUAUGACCUCA
Culex pipiens pallens (northern house mosquito) is the source of this 5015-nucleotide messenger RNA. It is a transcript of the gene Sec24AB, whose product is annotated as protein transport protein Sec24A. Bases 346 to 3819 code for a protein of 1157 amino acids. Gene Ontology annotation, cellular component: endoplasmic reticulum exit site; COPII vesicle coat. Gene Ontology annotation, biological process: endoplasmic reticulum to Golgi vesicle-mediated transport; COPII-coated vesicle cargo loading; intracellular protein transport. The record is from RefSeq and is a predicted model, not a curated record. Gene Ontology annotation, molecular function: SNARE binding; zinc ion binding. NCBI's taxonomy places the organism in Eukaryota, Metazoa, Arthropoda, Insecta, Diptera, Culicidae. The transcript is spliced from 15 exons.